GCAAACAUGAAGCAAAAAAUAGUAAUAGAGGUCACAAUGGAGAAUGAGAAAUGGAGAAGCAAGGCUCUCAAAAUUGCUUCAGAGGAAAAAGGCGUGACUUCGGUAUCAGUGAAUGGUGAUAACAAAUUGGAAGUGAUUGGUGACAACGUGAACACGGUUUGCCUUGCUAAGCAGCUCAGCAAGAAGUUUUGCCCAGUCACAAUCCUCUCUGUGGAAGUACUGAAACCAAUCAAAGAAAAAGAAAAAGAAAAAGAAAAAGAAAAAGAAGUAGCACCACCACCAGAAAACCCUCCUCGUGGUGAUGAUGACGGUUGUGGUUCCGGCGGCGGUGACGGCAACAUCCCUUUUAUACCGGGACGGUAUUAUCCACCGUGUGAUCGGAUGGUGGUUGUCGUCUGUGAUUCAUACAAUGACUGUUAUGAACCAGGUUGCACUAUCUUCUGAUGAUGGAUGGAUAUUCACCACCACGCCAAUAAUAUAGUGUGGAAAAGUCUAGUGGGUCAGUAACUUUUUGUGUUUUUUAACCAGCAUUUAAUCAUCAAAAUA
This is a messenger RNA of Arachis duranensis, 546 nucleotides long. RefSeq names its product heavy metal-associated isoprenylated plant protein 47-like. NCBI's taxonomy places the organism in Eukaryota, Viridiplantae, Streptophyta, Magnoliopsida, Fabales, Fabaceae. The coding region runs from base 7 to 444 and encodes 145 amino acids. The record is from RefSeq and is a predicted model, not a curated record. The transcript is spliced from 3 exons.